Musa acuminata subsp. malaccensis (wild Malaysian banana) is the source of this 4754-nucleotide messenger RNA. The record is from RefSeq and is a predicted model, not a curated record. Lineage: Eukaryota; Viridiplantae; Streptophyta; Magnoliopsida; Zingiberales; Musaceae.
AAUUGGUUCCGACCCGUCUCUCCCCUCGCUUCCGCGAGCCCUAAGGAUGAAUCUUUUUUGAGGGGCAUUCUCGCUGUCGAUUCUUGUGAUUUAUUUCCGUACUUAUUCGUUUUCCCAACCUUCUCGGACUAUUUAAACCUUGGGUUGGCAGACAAGUGAUUUCUGUAUCAUUGCAUUUCACCUUCACUUGAGAAGAAAUUCUUCACUUAGAUUGGUUUCAGAAAUCAUCAGAAAAUGCCUUCACUGCAGUUAUUGCCAUUAACUGAACAUGGGCGAAGCCUUCUGGUAUCUAGGAGGAGAACGUUGGCAGCAGUCUCAGCUGUGUUAGUGGCUGGUGGAACUUUUGCAUACAUGCAAUCACGUCAGAGUCGAAUAUCUCUUAAUUCACAUGAUUCUUUAAAUCACAUCACUUCUAGAGAAAACGAAGAGAGUUUGAGCCAAAAUAGUGUUAAUGAUCAGCUGGUUCGACCAGCAAGGCAGAGAAGAAAAGGAAUGAGAUCUUUACAUGCUUUAGCUGCAAUCUUGCUCUCCAGGAUGGGGCCAAAUGGCAUGCGCAACCUUCUGUUCUUAGUGACUACUGCGUCCACUUUGUAUUCAACUUCAAAGUACUUGACAGGAGCCUUAGGUCUACGAUUCAGAAAAAUUUUGACAGAACUGAUACAUUCUGAUUAUUUCGAGAAUAUGGUGUACUAUAAAAUCUCACAUGUCAGUAAUCGAACCAGCAGCCCAGAGCAGCGGAUUGCUAGUGAUAUACCAAAGUUUUGUUCUGAAUUGAGUGACCUUAUACAAGAGGAUCUCACUGCAGUUGCUGAUGGUCUGAUAUAUACCUGGCGCCUUUGUUCAUAUGCAAGUCCAAAAUAUGUGCUCUGGAUACUGGCAUAUGUCUUAGGGGCAGGUGCAGCUAUUAGGAACUUCUCUCCUGCAUUUGGAAAACUAAUGUCCAAGGAGCAACAGUUGGAAGGGGAUUAUCGGCAGCUUCACUCACGAUUAAGGACUCAUGCUGAAAGUGUAGCGUUCUAUGGAGGAGAGAAUAGAGAAGCAUCUCAUAUCAAAGAGAAGUUUGAGAAGCUUAUAAAACACUUGAACAUUGUGCUUCAUGAUCGUUGGUGGUUUGGAAUGAUUCAAGACUUCCUCUUGAAGUACCUUGGUGCUACUGUUGGGGUGGUCCUGAUUAUUGAGCCCUUUUUUGCUGGUAAUCUUAGACCUGAUGCUUCAACACUAGGAAGAGCAGAAAUGUUGAGUAAUCUUCGUUAUCAUACAAGUGUGAUUAUGUCGCUUUUCCAAUCACUCGGGACUCUCUCCAUCAGUUCUGCACGACUUAACCGUCUCAGUGGUUAUGCUGACCGCAUUCAUGAUCUAAUGAUUGUUGCAAAGGAGCUAUCUGCUACCUACAACAGAUCAGUGAUUCAGAGAAGUACCAGUGGAAAUUAUAUCAGUGAAGCAAAUUAUAUUGAGUUUGCAGGUGUUCAGGUAGUUACACCGACCGGAAAUGUAUUGGUGGAUGAUUUGAGUCUCAGGGUAGAAUCAGGCUCUAAUCUACUAAUCACUGGUCCCAAUGGAAGUGGGAAAAGUUCUCUCUUCCGGGUUCUUGGAGGUCUUUGGCCACUGGUAUCUGGCUACAUUGUAAAACCUGGGAUUGGUUCAGAUCUCAAUAAGGAGAUUUUCUAUGUGCCACAACGGCCAUAUACAGCAGUUGGGACACUUCGUGACCAGUUGAUUUAUCCCCUUACAGUGGAUCAAGAGACUGAACCACUCACCCAUGAGGGAAUGGUUGAGCUCUUAAGAAAUGUUGAUCUUGAGUAUUUGCUGGAUCGUUACCCAUUGGAAAGGGAAAUUAACUGGGGAGAUGAGCUUUCCCUUGGUGAACAACAGAGGCUUGGAAUGGCUAGGUUGUUUUAUCAUAAGCCUAAGUUUGCUAUUCUUGAUGAGUGUACAAGUGCAGUCACAACCAAUAUGGAGGAACGCUUCUGUAAGAUGGUUCGAGCAAUGGGGACAUCAUGCAUAACAAUCUCACACCGACCUGCUUUAGUUGCAUUCCAUGACAUAGUUUUGUCAUUAGAUGGGGAAGGAGGAUGGAGAGUCCAGUUUAAGAGAAAAACUCAAUCCCUUCCUUCUGAGACAAUUCCUGAUUUACCAAAUUCAUCAGAAAUUAAUCGUCAAAAUGAUGCACUAGCUGUUCAAAGAGCUUUUUCUACCAGUGGAAAGGGAAACACAUUAUCAGAAUCAGAGGUUCAUCCGUAUUCUAGUAGGGUCAUUAUAUCAUCACCUGAAAUUGACAAGAAAGUUCCACUUCCAAUUGCUCCGCAACUGCAGAAGCCUCCAAGGGUGCUGCCGCAUAGAGUUGCUGCAAUGUUCAAUGUACUGGUUCCCUCCCUAUUUGAUCGACAAGGCAUGAAGUUGUUUGCAGUUGCUUUACUUGUGGUGUCUAGAACAUGGAUCUCAGAUCGCAUUGCUUCCUUGAAUGGGACCAGUGUAAAGUAUGUCUUGGAACAGGACAAAGCAGCCUUUAUUCGGUUGACUGGUUUAAGUGUUCUUCAAAGUGCUGCAAACUCUUUCGUUGCACCUACAUUAAGGCAUCUCACUGCCAGGCUUGCCCUUGGAUGGCGAAUUCGAUUAACUCAUCAUUUACUUAAAAAUUAUCUGAAGAGAAAUACUUUUUACAAGGUGUUCCACAUGUCUGGUAAACGUAUUGAUGCAGAUCAGAGAAUAACACAUGAUGUUGAAAAGUUGACUUCUGACCUCUCAGGAUUGGUUACUGGUAUGGUAAAACCAUCUGUAGACAUUAUUUGGUUCACAUGGAGGAUGAAACUCUUAAGUGGAAGAAGAGGAGUUGCUAUAUUGUAUGCUUAUAUGCUUCUGGGUUUGGGCCUUUUGAGAAGUGUCGCUCCAGAAUUUGGUGAUCUAGCAAGUAAGGAACAACAGCUUGAGGGGACUUUUAGGUAUAUGCACUCAAGACUACGCACACAUGCUGAAUCUAUUGCUUUCUUUGGUGGUGGUUCUCGGGAAAAAGCAAUGCUUGAUUCAAGAUUCAGGGAAUUGCUUCAGCACUGUGAGAUCCACCUGAGAAAUAAGUGGCUAUAUGGUAUACUGGAUGAUUUCAUCACAAAACAACUCCCGCACAAUGUAACUUGGGUACUGAGCCUAUUGUACGCUGUGGAGCAUAAAGGCGACCGUGCACUGACUUCCACUCAAGGGGAGCUUGCACAUGCACUGCGGUUCUUAGCAUCUGUUGUGUCGCAAAGCUUUUUAGCAUUUGGAGAUAUUCUUCAGUUGCAUAAGAAGUUUCUUGAGCUCUCUGGUGGUAUAAAUAGGAUUUUUGAGCUCGAAGAACUUCUUGAUGCUGCCCAAAACGAGGGUUCUUUACCUGAUGCUUCUUUGUGCUCUGAUGCAAAUGACACCCAUGCUCAAGAUAUUAUUUCAUUCAGAAAGGUGGAUAUUAUUACUCCAUCACAAAAGCUACUGGCUAAGCAAUUGACUUGUGAUAUCGUACAUGGGAAAAGUCUACUUGUUACUGGUCCAAAUGGGAGUGGAAAAAGUUCCCUUUUUAGAGCUCUUCGAGGCUUAUGGCCAAUUGUAUCUGGAAGUCUUGUGAAGCCCUGCCACAACAUGUUUUAUGUUCCACAGCAGCCAUAUACAAGCCUAGGGACUUUGAGGGAUCAAGUCAUAUAUCCUCUCUCACGUGAAGAAGCAGAGCUGAGGAUGAUAUCUAUGGUCAGAACUGGCAGUGGUUCUGAUGCUACUCUUCUCCUGGAUGCUCACCUAAAAACUAUUCUAGAAGGUGUUAGAUUAGUUUAUCUUCUUGAACGAGAAGGCUGGGAUGCUACUGCUAACUGGGAAGAUGUUCUCUCUUUAGGAGAACAACAGAGGCUUGGAAUGGCCCGCUUAUUCUUCCACCACCCUAAAUAUGGUGUCCUGGAUGAAUGUACCAAUGCCACUAGUGUUGAUGUUGAAGAACACCUGUACAGACUAGCAAAUGAAAUGGGGAUAACAGUUAUCACAUCCUCGCAGCGACCUGCCCUCAUACCAUUCCAUUCCAUGGAGUUGAAACUUAUUGAUGGUGAGGGCAAGUGGGAAUUAUGUGCAAUCGACCAAUGAUGGCAUCUAUAUGCCAGAAUCUUCAGUUGUAAUUACAUUCCUAUUUUUUGGUCAUUUGUUCCAUACGAUGCAUCAGAGAUGCUAAAGUUUCCCACACAAAAUUCAGCUAGUUGUCAUUAUGUGCUAACACAAUUGAAGCCAGAUGCAUGGAUGGAUCCAGAUGGACCAGAUCUCCACUAGAUGCGUAGUUAUCUCAAAGGCGAAGUUUGUUCUUCAGAAAUAUUCGCGCCAUAAGACGACUCUGACUCAGAUUCGUAGCAGGAUAAUAGCAAUGUCUAUGCCUGAGAUGUUGACCAAGGCAUAUUAUUCAGAUAGAAAUUAUACAAGGGCUUGCAUCUGACACUUAAAAGAUGCUGAUAGUGGUUGGAUGCUCCUAAACAACAUUAUUUUAGAAUAAGAUGUCAUUGUUUGACAGAUUGAUUGAAAUAAUUCUCAGAAUUGACUCCUGUUAUCAAAUUCCAAUAUCGACUGGUUCAACUUGGUUGCAUGGGGUGGGGGAGACUGAGAAAUUGUCACCAUAACCAUAUGGAUAGAGAGGAAAGUCUUAGAUGAUUGUUGUAUUUUUUUGACACAUUUUUUCCUAGUGUUAUUUUUUAAAUUCUUCUGAGUAAAUGUAAAUUUUGCUGGAUGUUUUUGGAUCCAGAUUUAUUUAACUUAAA